UCGAAAGCUUCGCUUCGCGCGCCAUUGGAGGAGGGUUAACGAGACGCUUUGUGAUUGGUCCAUUACUAUCAUUUGUCAAAAAUCAACCACGUUGGAUAUGAAAAUGCCGAUCAAGACAUUGUUGGUAUAAACGGAAGAAGUUAAAAGCAGUGACAAAAUUAAAUAAACGUGAAAUGGUUGUGUGUGAAGUGUUUAUUUACGGUUUUCGACGUUUGGUGUUUUUAAACGAUUAACAGAAAAGUUAUGUCGAAAUCAAUGAACAUGCUGAGAACCAGAAGACGGGAUAAUAACGUUAAACCGAAUCGAAGGGAUGCGCCUGUUCGCAGGUUGGAUCGGAAAUCUUCCAGAGGGAUGAUCUACGAAAACGAAGAACUCAGGUUGAGAACCAUCAAUAUCAAUGCGGAAAUUGAGAGAGGUCAAUACGAUAUAAAAAAAUUGAAACGUGAAAAUGAAAUGCUCAAGAAGGAAAUCUGGUGUUUGCGCGACGAGUACGACAAACUCGAUAAACUCCUCAAAGAAAAAGAGUACGAAUUUUCCUCUUCCUCAACUACUUGUAGUACAAGCGAUUCGGAAAGUUGCAGCACUUGUAGUGACGAAUCUGAAGAAGUUGAAACGUCCCAAAACCUCCAAAACGUCCAAAAAACCAACAUGAAAAAUCUCCAUUCCGAAUUCGAUCACUUAUCAGUUGUACCGGAAGAAAACAGUACCGAAAAUUCCGAUAAAAACUCGCUCCAAGAAAAUGUUAUUAAACCCGACCAGACUUAUGAAAACCCACAACCCAAAAAUUUUUUUUCACCCAUUACAAUAAGCAAAGAUGAUGAAUUUUUUAGUGAGAAAAUAGUGCCAACUGAUGCGAGUAAUUUUUACCAAAAUAUGAUUCUCGUGCCGAACACUGAACCAGUACCAUCCAUGGGCAAAACCACGACUGACUUAUUAGUAAAAACUGACAAUCACCCAUUUGAUGGUACUCCCAGUAGAAGCACUUUUAGCAAUGGAGGAAACCUAGAAGAGUUACUCAAUGAUAUCGAAACAAUUUCGCAGGAUAUUUUAAAAAUUACUAAUGAUCAAGUUGGCGAGAAUGGUACCCAAAAACCGUACAAAAGUGAACUAAAUGUGGUACUAAUGCCAAACCCGAUGCCACUCCUCGGGUUUGAGAAAUACAGAAAUCUGCAAAACAGUUUUGACAGUUUGCAUUCAAAAUCAGCAGAAAAACUCAACAUCAAAGAGGCUGAAACUUCACCAAACAUGCCUACCAACUGUGAUCAAACAAAUCCAUUUUUCAGUGAGCAAAACUCGGAUUUUUUCAACUCGCGUUACAACCCUGACAAUUUCCAAAAAGGCUCAAAAACGAAUCUUCUGGAACUGACCUCAUCCGAGUUGAUUUCAAGCGAAAAUGAAGAGAAUCUCAAAUUUCAAACGUCAAAAACUGACAACCCUGAGGAGAAAAAAUCCCCAAAAGAGAGUUUCCGCCGAAAAGUCUCCAUCCAUUUCAAGGGCAAAAAAGAGAAGAAAAAUUCGAUUUUUGAUAUAAAACUCGGGGCUUCUGAACCGAAACACCAGAAAACCCCAAGUCUAGAGUCGCGCAAGACCCCGGAACCGAAAACUUCCAGUUCCGGAUCGGAGAAGAAGAAACCGGAGGAGAAAAAAGCGUCAGUGAGCCCUGACCGGAAACACGUCCAUGUCAAAGACGAAAAAAGACACCGGAAGCAUAGGAAGAGCCGUCGGGGGACUGUCACCAGCGUGGAUCGGCGCUCCUUCUCCGUGUGCACCGACCGGUCGGAUCACCGCUUCGGGGCCCCCUUCGACGACCUUCACUCCGAGCGCGAGCGCACCAACAGUCUCAGUAGUUGCGAGACGGUGAAAACGCGAAAAAUGUCCAACAUUUCCAACAUUCCGCUCAAUGGAAAAGUGCCGUGGUGUGCUUGUUGGGGCAAUGGGUGUAUUUAAACUCACCGAAAAGCGUCGAUGUUGCGAGGAGGAAGACACAGAGGUGUUUAUUCAUGAUUGGGUCACGACAUUGUUCUGGGUCAAGGGGCCAAAAGGUCGAUGCACCUGUAUGAAUCACAAAUAAAGCAAAGUCUUAACUGGGGGGAUUUUAUUACUUACGGCAGAUAAAUAAAUAAAUUGCACUGAAAAUAACGCUGAUUUGUGUAAAUAUACACAAAGAAUGUUUUGGGAUGGUUUGACAGAAAAGUUACUAAAAAUAGGAACGCACCAAAAAAAUGUUGGCAACGCCAAGGAACGGAAUUUUGCAGUGGACCAGCACAAUAAUCAAAAUGCAAGACCAAAUAACUGUAUUUAUUAAAAAAUACAUGUUUUUCAAUUAAA
This is a messenger RNA of Tribolium madens (black flour beetle), 2328 nucleotides long. RefSeq lists its product as uncharacterized. Bases 244 to 1947 code for a protein of 567 amino acids. The transcript is spliced from 5 exons. NCBI's taxonomy places the organism in Eukaryota, Metazoa, Arthropoda, Insecta, Coleoptera, Tenebrionidae. The record is from RefSeq and is a predicted model, not a curated record.